GAGAGAGAGAGAGAGCAACGGGACGACAGGGAAAAAGCGAGCGAGCGAGCAAACAAAAGCGACCAGCUAGCUCCGGCAGCACCCCCACUACGCCCCCUCUGGCCAAUCUACUCCACUUCACUCCACUCCACUCCACUGUAAAUCUAUCUGUGUGAGGGAAGCAAGGAAUUUGAAGUCGACAUGAGGAGCUAGGGUGAGAAGCGAAGCAAGCAGGCGACGCAAGAUCGACAGCCCUCACCACUCUCACGGUGCUAGGAGGGACGAUGCCGCUCCACCUGCUGCUCCUCCUCCUGCUCCUGCCGUCCGCCGCCGUGGCCGGCAAGGCCCGUCAGUCCUCCUCCUUCGCCCUCGAUUUCUUCCCUGGCGACGGCGCCAUCGCGCAGCUCGCUCUCACCGGCGCCAAUGCCACCUCCGCCGGCGACAUCUCCAUGCGCUCCCCGCGCGCCCGGGUACAGUACCACAAACCCAUUCACUUCGCCCCCGCCGCCGCCGGCUUCUCCACCUACUUCUCCUUCUCUCUCCACCCUAUCCCCAAAUCUCACGCCGCCUCCAUCGCCUUCUUCCUAACGCCCGCCGCGCCCGCGCCCUCGCCCUCACCCGCCGUUAACGCCCUCGCCCUCGCCAUCGUCUUCGCCGCCGCGGACUCCAGCCACAUCCGAGUCCAAAUCGACCUCGCCGGUGAAACGGCCGCCCAGACCGCCCCCCGCGGCAUCCCCAAAAAGCUGCAUUCAUGGAUAGACUACAACGCCACAUCCGCCACGCUUCAGGUCCGUCUCUCUGCCUCGCGCCUCCCCAAGCCGCCGCACGCGCUGCUCUCCCACCCGCUCCAUCUCCACUCCGCCCUCCUCCUCCAUCUCCUCCGCAGCAAGCCCAUGCUCGCCGGAUUCGCUUCCUCCCACGCCAACUGCAGCCUCUUCAGCUGGGCCUUCAGGGCCAACCACGGGCCUCCCUACCUCAUGCACUCCCAGCCACUCAAUCCCACCGGCUUAUCGCUCACCACGCCGCCGCCAGACCGCCUCCUCCGCGCUCCCCCGGGCAACCGCUACCCCUGGGCUUCGCUGCUGUUGGCGGCAGCGUGCGGCGCCGUCUUCACAUUCGUCGUGCUCUUCGUCUGGUACUCCAUGGGGAAGCGCCGGCCGGUCGCGCCGGUGGAGUACCCCAUGCACCCGUCCUCCUCCGACAUCGUCUACGAGAAGAUUGUGCUGGUCGGAGUCAAGGACCUCCCUGCCGAUGUCACCGCAGCUGCUCACAAGUAGCCGCUGUCCUCUAGAUUCUACUGCAAGUGUGCUCCUGUAACUGUAAGUAGGAAAUUGUUGCUAGUAAGUGCGGUGGAAAAUGCAGAUUUUGCGGGCAAAGCGAACAACGCAAAUUCUGCACUUCCCACCGGGAUUAGGAUUCGAUUGCUCUUUCUAAAUUGUAACUUGUCAGUUGUCAUGCCAUCCACCACUGCUACCACUUCUUCUUUGUAUGCUUAUUAGUCAUGCGUGCCCUAGUACUAUUCAAGAGCCCAUCCUAUCAUCUCUAAUGGACAGAGUAACAUGGUGUUUGUUUU
Molecule: messenger RNA, 1552 nt
Organism: Triticum dicoccoides
Lineage: Eukaryota; Viridiplantae; Streptophyta; Magnoliopsida; Poales; Poaceae
Exons: 1
Coding region: 264-1256 (330 amino acids)
Molecular function (GO): carbohydrate binding
Source: RefSeq, a predicted model, not a curated record